GCAGAAGCCCAACAUCGCGUUCCCCAACUCCGUGCCGAUCUAGCCUGCCCCAUCCAGUCAACAAAUUAAUCCAUGUACUAAUACCGAGACCCCCGCAAGAAUGGAGACCGAAUCGCCUCUCUCGACACCGCAGCCUGGCCUGGCCACCCAGAGCGACGCCUCCCCCUCAACCGAUCGGAGAAAAUCUGGGCGCGUGACGCGCAGACCCGAACUCUACUCACAAAGCUACAGCGCCAGCAACGGCGCGACAACCACCAGCGGAGCCAAACGUAAGCGGACCGCGACCGGCGACAACAACGAUGAAGAUGAGGAAGGUGAUCAGAGUGACGACCACGCAUCGGAAUCCGACAGCGUGGAAUCCGCCGAUGAAGAGCCCGAUGAGGAAGAACUGAGAGAGAAGAAGCGCGCCGCGCGCAAGGCAUCCACGAAAAAGCAGCCCGCCGGCUCUUCGUCAAAGUCGAAGUCAAACAAGUCCCGGUCGGCCCGGUCGGCCAAGAAACCCAAGGUCGCCGCUGCUGCUGCUGGUAAUGGCAUCGGCCGUCAGUUGGCCUUGCGACCGGCCGCGAAUGGGAAGCGGCCGACGGCACGGCCCAAGCAGAUGAAAGCGCGGUUGACCAUGGCUGCUCGACAAGGCGGCCUCUACGCGGAGAUUUAUGGAAAGGGCCGCAAUGUGGAAACCGUCGCUGCGGAGUGGCUGACCCAGUACCAGGAGGAUCAGUCGGAAGCCGUGUCUGAAUUGGUUAAUAUGAUUCUGAGGUGCUCGGGAACUGAUGUCGAGGUUGAUUCUGAUGAUGUCGAGGACGUCGACAAUGUACCGACUCGUGUCGAAGACUUGGCCAACCAAUACGAUGCUUCUGGAAUUUCCGAAUACCCUCUCAUCUCAAGAUCCAGGAAACUAAGGUCUUUCCAACCUGUUCUCGAAAGCUUCUUCAUCACUCUGAUCCAGACACUCCAUCACUCCUCAGUCUUCUAUACCGACCCGAACUUAUACGAAAAUCUGCUGGUCUGGAUUGCCGGAUUCUCCACCAGCAGGUGCCGGCCAUUCAGACAUACGUCCACCAUUAUCGCCCUGGCAAUCAUGAACGCCCUCUGUGACCUCGCGCGUGAGAUCACAACUUUGGUGUCAACAUCUCGCAAGCAGCUUGAGGGUGAGAAGAAAAAGAAGAACGUGAACAAAGGAAGGGCCGAUGCUAUCGCAUCAGCUAUCGAAGAGAAUGAACAGAAGCUCGAGACGAUCGACAAUGCUCUGAAAGAUGGCGUGGACGUCAUCUUCGUGCAUCGCUACCGGGAUGUUGACCCCCUGAUUCGAACAGAAUGCAUGAUAUCAUUAGGACGGUGGAUGCGCACCUAUCGAGAAUUCUUCUUCGAAGGCCAGUUUCAACGCUAUUUUGGCUGGAUCCUCGCGGACAGCGCUCCUCAGGCGCGCCUCGCUACAGUCAACCAAUUACGCGACCUCUAUGCAAACAGAGACAAUGUCGCAGGGCUCCGCACGUUCACCGAGCGUUAUCGGCCACGGUUGGUUGAAAUGGCCGCCCAUGACGCAGAUAUCACAGUGCGCGCCUCGGUGAUAGAGUUGCUCGACAUCAUGCGCGAUAUCGGGCUGAUUGAGCCUGCCGACAUCGACACCGUUGGUAAACUCGUCUUCGAUAAUGAAGCGCGAGUCCGUAAGGCAGCCGGUCGUUUCUUUGUCGCCAACGUCGAGGACGUUUUCGACUCUACAUUGGAAGAACUUGGCGAAGACGUGAACGAAAUAUUCGGUGACGAGGAUGAAGACGAUUUCGAAUCCCCGAAGCGUUCCUGGAUCAAGUUCAAGUGUCUGGCCGACAUACUCCAAGCCUACGACGGUCUGGAGAACGAAGAGCAUCCAGAAGAUUCCUCAGUGCCCCCGCGGGAUGCGCUCUUGGGAGCCUCAAUGGAUACCCGAUUUGUUCUGGCCACGGAGGCUAUCUAUCCUCAUCUUGAUGAACUCUCUCACUGGCAAUCUCUUGCCGGAUAUCUCCUCUACGAUCACUCCCAAAUUUCUGACGAUGCCACGGAGGACGACACUGCUGCUUCGGUCCGCCAAGCUUACAAGAUGCAGGAAGGCCAGGAAGUGAUUCUUCUUGAGGUUCUGUGCUGUGCCGUGAAAUUGCGCGUACUUGACAUUGCGAAGUCCGACAUCGAUAAAAGAGGCCGGAAGGUCAAGGCCCUGACCGACAAGCUCCCCGAACUGCAGGAGGAGAUUGCACACAGUCUUGCGCAGAUCAUUCCGCAGCUUCUGAAUAAGUUCGGCUCGGUACCGGAGGCUGCCUCUGCCGUUCUCAGACUUGAGCACCUCGUGGAUCUUGGCAAGAUCGAAGAUAUCCAGAAAGAUGCCGCUGCUUAUACCUCCCUGCUGAACGACAUUAACAAGCAGUUCCUCACCCAUUCAGAUCGCGAUGUCUUGGCCGAAGCCAGCGUUGCAUUCUUGCACGCAAAGAGCUCGGAUGACAUGCGUGAGGCACUGGAAGGCAAGGUGCAAGAGCUCUGGGACCAUAUGAUUGACACCCUGGGUGCAUUGUCUCGGAAGAAGGAGAUUGCAGAGGGAGGCUUGAUACCUCCGGCCACUCUCAACGAACUCAUCAACACGGUAACCAGAAUCUCGAACCUGGCUAGUAUAAUCGACUGCACGCACGUUUUGGAGACAAUGCCAUCUACACGGACUAAGGGAAAGAGUAAGGACUUUUCGGAAGCACCGUUUAACACUUUCUUGCAUCUUGUCGAGCGUGGCCUCCGUGCAGAAGAAGACGAUGAAGAGCUGGUCAAGGCGGAGACGGAACUGGUGACCAACGCCAUGAGGACGCUACUUUUCUACUUCAUGUGGAAGGUUCAGUCGUUGAUCUCAGCUCUCAAUGCCGGCAAAGCGUCAUUCAACACUGCGUUCUUCGAAGCGCUGACCAAAGGCCGCGAAAUGUUCGUUGCAGCCUUGACUGCUAUCAUGAAGCACCGCUCGGGUCUAGAUGAUAUCCGCUUCUGUGCAGCCACGACGCUCCUAGACCUACAGACUCUCUUCGGCACCCUCCGCCAUGCUGGACUAGGCGCAGGCAACGACGAAGAUACCAUCUUCCAGACACAGAGCUUGGUCCACGAGAUCGGACCCGAGCCCAAGGCCCUGAUUACCAGGAUCCACGGCAUAGCGGAGCGGACCUAUGCCAAGAAGCUCCGCAUUCCGCUCGAACCCGCCGACGAUGACGCUCCAUUGUCUGAUGACGAUAUCCAAAAAGCGCCGGUGGAUGAGGACGAGGAAGAAGAGGAGGAGGACCCUGAACAACCUCUCGACGAUGAGCGUCUCCGAUCUAGUAUCCUGGCGGAGCAACGGCUCUGCGAGCUGACCGGAAAGAUCGUUCUUGCUAUUGUAGGCCGCAUCCUUGACGCAUCUGGCUCCGAUCAGGGCCAGUUGAGGAAGAGACUCCUCCAACACAAGGCCAAGCUAGGCCGGAAUUACCGUGAGGUCCUGGCCUUCCUCGAGAAUCGCAAGCCCAAGAGCGCCGCCUCGCGAGCCACUCCUGCCCAUUCCAGGGCGAAGCAGCCCGCUGCUUCUCAGCCCACAAACGAUAAGUCUCGCAACGGCGGCGGUGGCGUCAUCACCGCAAACAACAACCAGCGCAAGGAUACCCACAAAUCCGCCGAGAGGAUAGAAGACGAUGACGAUGAAGAAGAAGUGGAUGUUGAAGAGGAAGAAGAAGAAGAAGAAGAAGAAGAAGAGGUAGAAGAGGAGGCACACGAGGGCGGCGAAGAGGAUGGAGAGGAAGACCUCCGAGCUAGAGGACUCGUUGAGGAAGAGAACAUCGACCUUGAUCAAGGCGAGGCCGUGGACCAGGACCCGGCCUCCCCGGAGUCGGACGACGAGGACGAAGUCAUGGGUGAUUAGUUUGGUUGUGACGUUUUCUUUUCGUGUGUUUUAUAUUCCAAUGUUUAUUACCUGCUUUGAGGAAGGGAAGUUAGGAGGCAAAAUCUACGGUGUUGUUUGUUUUGAGUUCUUUGAAGCCCGGCUUUUGUAUGGUAGGUUGAUAUCUCUACUUUAGAAUUGAC
Molecule: messenger RNA, 4050 nt
Organism: Aspergillus homomorphus CBS 101889
Lineage: Eukaryota; Fungi; Ascomycota; Eurotiomycetes; Eurotiales; Aspergillaceae
Product: cohesin subunit IRR1
Exons: 3
Coding region: 101-3889 (1262 amino acids)
Biological process (GO): sister chromatid cohesion
Cellular component (GO): nucleus; cohesin complex; chromatin
Molecular function (GO): chromatin binding
Source: RefSeq, a predicted model, not a curated record